AUGGUAGCUUUGGAUCGGCAAGAAAUGCGUGGUUCCACAACACAUGAGGGCAAAGGUAUCGCGCUAUCUAUGACAACUGCUGAGGGGAGGGGACUGUAUAUACCAAGGGAAUACAUAUGUGGUGGCGUUGCGUCCAUGAUCAACGUAGUUGUGGUCUUCCCACUACACAAGACAGUCUUCUUCCAGCAAUUGGAUGGUAUAAGAUGGUCAGCUGCAUUUAUGCGGUUGCGAAGGGAAGGACUGGGGCAGGUCUACAGAGGUGUCGUUCCUCCUCUCCUUCAGCGCGCUUCGUCAGCAUCUGUGAUGUUUGGUUUUCAGAGUCAAUCUCAGAGGUUCCUCUACAGGCAUCCAAGCACAAUGGAGAUUCCUUCUCACAUUCAAACUAUUAUUUCUGCUACAAUGGCUGGAUGCUUAGAGGCAUCCUUAACACCCUUUGAGCGGGUGCAGACUCUCCUCCAAUCCUCCAUUAACUCUCGUCUGUACAAGAAUACAUCCUAUGCUCUUUCUAGUCUGUACAAAUCUCAUGGGUUGCAGGAACUCUACCGUGGUUUCACCCCUAUCCUUCUACGUAACUGUAUCGGUGAUAUUUUGUAUUUUAGUGGGAAGGAGUGGCUACGUGACAAAAGUCGUCCUGAGGAUCUUCCGUUUGAAACAAUACCAUCUGUACAAUUUACCAAUUAUGGUGGGGGAAAUCAGCUCUGUUGUUCAUUGGUCACGGUUGUGGUGUUUAAGUUUGAUAUAAGAAUGUAUUUCCCGCUUGCCAUAAGAGAGUUUUUUGUGUUCACAGCACAAAGUGGCGAAACAUCCGAAUCAGAGCGUGCCAAGGUUCUCUACUUUUAUCCUAGUGGUAAAUCACAGGAUGAUCAACUGACGGUUGUCGGAUUGUGUGAUGCUUUGUUGGCUUUCUCCAAUUUUUUCUCUACCUCUUGUACUGCUUUGCACACACGUAAUGGGAAACGCUAUUUUCAUCAAAUUUCUUGUGGUGUUUGGGCUGUUUUGAAUGUGUUCAUUGUUGAACCUACUGUCCCGCCUAAUGGUUGCGAAAUUUGUGAACGCAUCAUCGAUGACAAUGUGAUUUCUCACAAAUUGGUAAAUUUGUGCGAGCGUUUCGAGGAGUUGACAUUGACUGACCUUAACUUCCACGACAUUCCUGACCUGUUCGAGGCUAUACAAUGGAAGUUUUGGAGUCCCGACAGCAUAUUAAGCCUGGAAAAUCUGGGAACUCGUAUUCAACUCUCCUGUCCGUUUCCGGAUUCAAAGGCGGCCCUCUUGUACGAUGCACAGCUGGCAUGGUCAUCAUUGUCCGUAAAGGAUUUUCGACCUAUCCUUCGUUAUGCAAUUUCCGAAAUCAUGAGUUUGCCCCCUGAUCUCGAUCUUGCCGCUAUCUCGCCCACGGCACCGCACAUGGGCAGAUUUCUAACUGGUCCACCGGACAUGGAUAAGCGACUUUGCCCGGCACAGAUCCCAGUUCCAAUUGUCUUCCAAAAACUUUCGAAUUCUGACUAUCAAAAAAUUCAUGUCCUGGUUUAUCGCGCCCUAAGAGUGACUUUUUGCCUCUGUGUUGACGAAAAGUAUGAACUUAAAAAGGAAUUCUUUACUGCCUUUGAUACAAUGUACGGAAGCGCAUUGACUGAGUUGUCCACUGAACUCGAAGGGGCUUAUAGUGAGAGUCCUUCUUUCGCCCCCGACCUUUCAACCCUUUCGCUGAGUGCCGAGUCAUCCUCAAAACUCACCCAAGGCACGACUGAUCAUUCCUCCAUCGAAGGUUUUCUGUUGUGGGAGCCUGAGCUAGUCUCUGUAACCACAAACUUAUUCACCCUCCACUCUGGCGGCCUCACUGAAGUUAUUCCAGCUUUUGCUCCUCUUUUACCCAUCAUCUACGCUGGCCGUGAGGACACCAUUUCCUGUUUGGGUCAAACUUGGUGCGAAUAUCUCAUCAAACUUGAGCCCGACACCUGGCUGCAUCUUCGGCGUCUCAAUAAGCGUGAAGUUUUCCUUAUUUUCAUUGGAAAAAAAGUCGACAUUCUUAGAGUAAUAAGUGAGUUGCCUUUCCUGGUAACUUGUACUGGCAUUGUUCGAUGUCAAAGACUGUCAUCUCCCCCCUUCUGUUUUAGAUGA
Molecule: messenger RNA, 2118 nt
Organism: Hydatigera taeniaeformis
Lineage: Eukaryota; Metazoa; Platyhelminthes; Cestoda; Cyclophyllidea; Taeniidae
Source: the annotation of a GenBank genome assembly